This is a messenger RNA of Blumeria graminis f. sp. triticale, 1218 nucleotides long. The record is from the annotation of a GenBank genome assembly. Lineage: Eukaryota; Fungi; Ascomycota; Leotiomycetes; Helotiales; Erysiphaceae.
AUGUGGAUCAAGUUCGGCGUCUUCCUUACAAUAUUCGGGUUAAUUCACCUUAUCAAAUGCAUAGACAUCGCAUACUCGGAUGUAUACCUUCCAGAUGGAACUAAUGGCUUCGUAUGUAACUUAGAUUUCUAUCCAAUCGAUCAUGUGCGGGUGGUAGCACAACACGCUAUCGAAUCAUUUUUUUCUAAAUAUCAUUUUAGAAGAUUUCCCAAAUUAUUCGAAGAUUCACAACUAUUUAAUGUGAAAUCAGACAUCCUUCUCUCAUGGCCUACUAUGCCUGGUUUGAACUUUUACGACAACAGGAACAAAGGGAAAGUCCGGCUUGUCGUGAACACCAGGGGCCAAAUCAUGGGUAUGGUACUGAUAAAACCCGAGGACUCAAACAAGGAAGUUAGUUUUGAGAGAUGCAAUCCAGUGCGCAAGUCUCUUGAAGAAGAUAACAGGGAAAAAACCUCAUUGAAUGAGUAUUGGGACCUUGUUCAUCCUACUAUUGGUUACAAUUGUGGCUUGAUUUUUUUUCCAGAAUCCACUAUUAGCAGGGUAAAGAAUCUAAGCUCAAAAAUAUAUUCAAAAAAGAAUCCCAAUAGAUCAAGGACAUCUGCGCUUCUCAAAAAAUUUACUGGCCAUGAAUUUAGCGGAGUUGAUCUUCAUAUGUACCCUGUGUACCACAAACGAUCCUACAAAGUUGUUUUUGGAUCUUCUGCUAAAUACCGUGCUGUUUUUGAUAUGAGUAAUCGUGAAUUCAAGGGUAUCAUCAAUAUAGAAAAUAGGAAAGAAAAAUGUGCAUCUGUAUGGGAUUUAUCGUCGACCUUGUCCCAUGAAACUUAUCGCCCAUUCUCUACGAUAAAUCUCGAAGGAAUGCAACAUAGUUAUUGGCCCCAGACUUGCUUGGGACAUAAGUUCAAGUCCAAAACUAUAUGGCUUACUUUGGAGUUCGCCCUAAAUCAUUUGAUGACUGUUUUAAAUGAUAGAAGCCCCAGUCUCCCAUUUGUAAGAAAGAAGCUUUUACAUCUCUGGCUCAUGAGAACUCCAGAGAGCCACCAUAAUUACUUAAAUGAUGCCUACGCGAUAGGGUAUCACACCAUCGAUGAAACUUACAGCCUAUACCAUACUAAGAUACAGGACAGUGUGUUGGGAAAUUUUCAACCAUGUCUACAAUCUGAUGAUGAUACUAUUCGUCGUAUACAGAAAGAUCGCAUUGAGAUACACAAUUAUUGA